UUGAAAGUGGCUUGACAGCUAACUAGCUUUAGCAACACAGUUGGCUAUCCUCUAAAGGUUUUAAUUGCAAAGUACUGGUUUAUGAUACAAACGCAUAAUGCAGAAUCACUGCGCUGUACCGAACUGCACUGGCGGGGAAUCCGACCCUCAGCCACUCUUCAGGUUUCCGCAUGAUCCAGAAAGGUCCAAGAAGUGGGUUGAAAAAUGCCAGAGGCAAGACCUCAUUGACAAAUCACCAGACCAGUUGUACAGAUACUACAGACUUUGUGGAAAACAUUUCGAAACGUCUUACAUUGAUAGUGAAGCUCAGAGUAAAGUGUUGAAGGAUGAUGCCAUACCGACUCUCUUUGAUGUGCCUAGCCAACCUCAAAAUGGACAGGUGAAGCGCAGUAAAGAGACGACCAAAGAUGAGGAAAUGGAGAGUAAGGGUAGAAAAAAAAUCAAAAAGUCUCAAGCAGGGACACCUAAGGAAGAUGUUCAGACACUCCCAGAGGAAGACGAGCACAAAGGGUAUCUUAAGUCACUAUUUGAAGUUCUUGUACUGCUGGCAGAGCAAAGCAUUCCCCCGACAGGGCCUGGUGAGGAUAAACAGGAUGGCCUUGUGUCAAGCAACUUUCACGCAUUGUUAGAAUAUCGCAUUAAUUCUGGAGAUGAAGUCCUUAAGAAGAGGUUUGAUGUGAAUAAGGAGAUCUGCUCCUCAGCUCAGCUGAAUCAGUUGAUUGAGGUGUGUGAGAAAUGCAUUCAGACUAAGCUGGUGGAGGAAGUUAAACAAAAUGGCUUCUUCUCGUUACUUACUGAAGAGCUGGUGAAGAUCUCAGGAGAGUGGUACCUCCCCAUCUUUCUGCGUUAUGUGGACCAGUCAAACUGCCAGCGGGAGAGUUUUGUUGGCUUUUUGUCCUUUGAAGGAGAUGGAGACGCAUUAGCAGAGAAACUGCUGUCUGAAAUGACUGACAAAUGGGGCUUAGAUAUGGCACAGUGUAGAGGUCAAGCCCACGCCUGUUUUGGAACAAAUUUUGGUAAAAUAAAAAGAUUCGCAGCCAAACUGAUGGAGAGGUAUCCAAUGGCUGUGCUUACACUAAGAUCUACUCGUACAUUGAACGUGUCACUGGCCAAUGGCAUGGCUCUCUCAGGGGUUCAGCUCGUCAUGUCUACGUUCAAGAAGAUUGAGUCAUUCUUCAGUCAGUCCACUUUACUGCAGUUGGAGUUGGAGCAUGCCAUUUCGAUUUUCCACCCAGACAAAGAGGAGAGAGCCAACGAACUGAAGGAGAUCUGUCGAACCAGCUGGACCGGACGGCAUGAUGCAUUUGAGGUGGCAGUGGAAAUCCUAGAGGCAUUACUACUCUGUGUGGACAGUGUGCAUGACAACGAGGACAUGAGGUGGAACGAUCAAGUCGCACACAACGCUUUAGAGAUUUCAAAAGCACUUGUUGAUUUUGAGUUUGUCAUGGCGUUGGUCGUGCUGAAAAACGUAAUGACACUUACACGAGCAUUUGGGAAGAACGUUCAAGGGAAAGCAACAGAUGCCCACUUUGCUGCAACCAGUUUAAAAGCUGUGUUGCACUCCCUGAUGGAAGUGUCCGACAACAUAGAUGUGUAUCAUGAGUUCUGGAACGACGAGGUUGUUAACCUCGCCGCUGCGAUGGAGAUCCCAGUUAAGAUUCCUCGGUCAUUCUUGAGAAAGCAUCGGUCAGAAUCUGGAGCCGUUCAGCCAGAGAGUUACUACAAGGAGCACCUGUCCGUUCCCGUGGUGAACUAUGUCAUCAAAGUAAUGAAUGAACUCUUCUGUGAGGACCACCUGAAGGCUCUGAGAUGUCUGUCGCUAGUCCCUGCUGUCAUAGAGCAGCAUAAGUCUACUGAACCCGAGGAAGAGAGUGUGCAACUCUUUAAAAAUGACAUCCCUAAUGCCGGAACCCUCUCCGCCGAGCUGCACUGUUGGUGGGUCAAAUGGAGCAAAAAGGGCAAAGACGAGACUUUACCCUCCAGUCUGCAUGAAACACUGCAGCUGGGCGACGUGAAGUUCUUUCCAAACAUGCUUGCAGUUCUGAGGCUGAUCGGCACCCUGCCCACCUUGGCUCUGGAGGACGGCUGUGACGUGGCGUACAAGCGCUUCCAGAUGUACAUGGCGAACACGCCUGAUAAAUUCAAAUCAAAAAGUCUCGCUCUUCUGAACGUGAACUACGAUGUUGGGUAUGAUUUAGAUUCAGUGGUUGAGGUCUACAUCAAGACAUACCCUGACAGGGAGGAGGUUUCAUAGUCAGCUGUGAUAUGACAGAUUAUCCACAUCUUUGUGAAUAAGUCUUGUGUAGACCGUGUUAUCUUGAUGAGAUAAACAUUUAUCUUUUUUUUUUUUAACUAUCCAGCUCUUAUACUGAUGUAGAAACUUUUGUGAUAAAAUGUAGUCUUUGAAUAGAGAGCCGAAGCCCGUCCCUUCUGCCUCCGCCUCAUGGGACCUUAUUUCAGAAAAACAUGUACGGUAGUCAGUGGUAAGAGACAAGUAAUUAUUUAAUUUUGUGCCCUGAAUUUGUUAAUUUUAAAGAGUUUUGGCCGUCAAGGAAGUGGCAGUUUAUCGUAAAACAGUAAAGUAACAUUCAGUUUAGUGUGAAACCACUCAGUGAUCUACAUCUCUGGUCUUGCACAAUGUGUUUUUUGGCUCUCUAUUUUUUUUGCAGUGUUUGUCCUUCAUGCUGUUUUCAUGUUGUAUUUUGGGCCAAUAUUGGCCCCUCUGUGAACUUCCCACUGUGGAUAUGAGUCCUGAUAAAAUGAUAUCUUGACUGUAGUAAGUUGUACAUAGUUUAUUUGUUAAGAGUGGGAGUUAAAACUCAUGUAAGCCUUGUUUAGUGUUUUUGCUGUGUCAACCAAUGUUCUGCUGACAUACAACAUUUAGCUAAGGGGGAUCAACUAUAAAUCCUGAACAUGUUAAUAAAGAGCAGCAAGUGGUCUUGGGUUUAACAAA
Messenger RNA from Micropterus dolomieu (smallmouth bass), 2953 nucleotides. It is a transcript of the gene thap12a, whose product is annotated as THAP domain containing 12a. Lineage: Eukaryota; Metazoa; Chordata; Actinopteri; Centrarchiformes; Centrarchidae. The coding region runs from base 98 to 2254 and encodes 718 amino acids. The transcript is spliced from 5 exons. The record is from RefSeq and is a predicted model, not a curated record.